Lactuca sativa (garden lettuce) is the source of this 1365-nucleotide messenger RNA. RefSeq names its product putative galacturonosyltransferase-like 1. Gene Ontology annotation, molecular function: glycosyltransferase activity. Gene Ontology annotation, cellular component: Golgi apparatus. The record is from RefSeq and is a predicted model, not a curated record. Lineage: Eukaryota; Viridiplantae; Streptophyta; Magnoliopsida; Asterales; Asteraceae.
UAAAUCUUCAAACUGUCAAAAGACCAUAUCAUCGUCCACUGAUAAGUGGGGGAAAAAAGAGAGAAAGAUCUAUGCUUUCACCAAAGAGAUGCCUCCUUCAAAUCUCUCUCUCCUAUUAACACUUCUAUUACUUAUCUCCACCGACGCAAUUUCUACCACCGCCGCCGCCGCCGCCCCUCUUUACUUUAAAGAAGCACCCAAAUUCUACAACUCACACAAUUGCCUUCCCGCCGAUGAUAUCUGCUCCGGUAAUGCAGUUCAUGUCGCCAUGACUCUUGAUGCUGCUUACCUCCGGGGAUCCAUGGCUGCCAUUCUUUCCGUCCUUCAACACUCUUCUUGCCCGGAAAACAUUCGCUUCCAUUUCGUCGCCUCCGCCUCCGCAUACACCGACAACAUCCAGCUCACACUCGCCACCUCCUUCCCUUACCUCCGUUUCAACGUCUACAGAUUCGACGACCCCGCCGUUUUAGGACUCAUCUCAACCUCCAUUCGCUCCGCCCUCGACUGCCCACUAAACUACGCUCGUAACUACCUCGCCGACCUCCUCCCCGCCUGCGUCAACAAAGUCGUCUACCUCGACUCCGACCUGGUACUCGUCGACGACAUUGCAAAACUCGCCGCCACACCCUUCGGAGACGAAACUGAUCGCAAAGUCCUCGCAGCACCGGAGUACUGCAACGCCAACUUCACAUCCUACUUCACGCCGACGUUCUGGUCAAACCCUUCUCUCUCCGCCACAUUCUCCGACCGAAAAGCAUGUUACUUCAACACCGGAGUCAUGGUGAUCGAUCUUGCGAGGUGGCGGGAGGGAGAUUACACCACAAAGAUUAUAGAAUGGAUGGAGUUACAGAAAAGAAUAAGGAUAUACGAACUGGGAUCACUACCUCCUUUCCUACUUGUUUUCGCCGGAAAGAUAGCUCCGGUGGACCACCGAUGGAACCAACAUGGAUUAGGUGGUGAUAAUUUUCAAGGUCUUUGCCGUGAUUUACAUCCGGGGCCGGUGAGUUUACUGCAUUGGAGUGGGAAAGGGAAGCCAUGGGUUAGACUAGAUGGGAAUAGAGCUUGUCCUUUGGAUACACUUUGGGCACCUUACGAUCUUUUACAAACUUCAAAUGUUCUUGAAUCUUGAGGUACAAGAAUUUUCAACAAUUUUCUCCAAAUUAUAAAUCAAAAUACGUCCAUUAAUACAUGUAUACAUGCGUAUGUCUACGUAUUUUUACCUAUACGACUCUAUAGACGACUCUAAUAAGUCGUUAAAGAUCGUUUGAGAUAAUAUUUUGAUAUGUAUCUUUGGGGGAAAAACUGUUGAGUGUAAAUUAUUACGCCUUUAAAGAUAAAGAUAUAUACACGUGCUAGAUUUCCAUC